This is a messenger RNA of [Candida] anglica, 4306 nucleotides long. The record is from the annotation of a GenBank genome assembly. Lineage: Eukaryota; Fungi; Ascomycota; Pichiomycetes; Serinales; Debaryomycetaceae.
CCAAAGAGGUGUUUGAUUUGUAGAGUAAACCAAUUUUUACUGUAAAUAUUUUUUUUUUUGCAGCACACUUUGUCAGCUCCAUAUGGAUCUCCCGCAGCUACCACCCCUGGGCCGCGUGCCUGCGAAGUCCACGGCGAAACACACGUCUAGCAGACUGAAAACAACCUCCACAGAAUACCAUCAAUUACCCUAUGGGAUGUCUUUUAUCCAGGAAAGCCAACUCACAAGGAAGAAUCUCAAGUCAGUUCUCCAUCUCAUCACGGCCGAGCUCAAGGCGCGUGGUACUAAGACCCCACACAUAUUUCUCCCCUUCCGAUCGAGGAUCGAUGAUGGGAAGUUGGAACGAUUUCUCAUGGAGCUUUUCCCCAUUGGUGGUGAGUUGGCUCCAGCACUGGAGUAUCUGGCCAUGUUUAAACGUACCGAUGAGUUCACCUUGGUGUGUGGACUUAAAUACCUCUGGUCAAGGCUCCCCAACAACGAGGUCAUUGGCUGGGACGUCUACCUAGAAUACAAACGCAAGGAAAAGGCUGCUGGAUAUCCUCGGAAUGCCUUCCUUUCCAUCAUGCCCAAGUGUUUGGGUAGUCCUGCUCAUGCUCUGAUAGUGUAUGAUUUUUUGGAUUUACUCAUCAAUGUGGCAAGUAACUCUCAAUACAAUUACCUUAGUGGCCGUAAAAUUGCCAAAAUGGCUUCUAUAUGGGCGUUCAAUUGUAGAGAAAGAGGUCGUAAAUCAAAUGCAAACGGUUAUUCUCUGGGUAAUGGGCGUGCCGCACAUCCUUUCUAUGACGCAACCCUCCCCAGUGAAUUCAAUUUCAUCGAAGGCUUGGAAUCUUGGAAACUGACCCUGGGUGCCCUAUUCCAUCUCUUAUUAUCAUUCUUAAGAGCAAUGUUGCCAGAUAGAGAGUCUGAAACUCUCAAGUUGCCCAAGACUUUGCAAUCUUUACUCAUCACUAACAGUUACCCUCCACAGGACAAUACAGAGCUGUUGAAACUGUUGAUCACCAUCCCCUGUGUGCUUGUACGAUCCACCAAACGGUCUUCCCUGGCAUAUGAACUUCUCAGUAAGGUGAGAAAUACCAUAUCCUUUGAUAAAAAGGAUGCCUUUGUGCUGGUGGAAAAUUAUACAAUCCUUAAAAAUAUUUUCCGGAAGAACUCCACUUCAGACAUAGUGGCCACUCUUACUGAAGAAUCUCGUCGUGUCCUUGGACGUAUAUCUGCUGAACCUAUUUGUUCGGAUUUCGGAGUUUACCCAGGAUGGUCCAGAAGUGGACAAAGUGGAGACUCUCAAAUUACCACACACAAGAAUAAUUCCAAUGGUAGCAUCCCUGAAGUAUUUGGAGAAAUCCAUUCAGAUAUCCCACUUGUGUCACAGAUCGUCAUUGUAGACGUGACUCUUCAAGACUACUACAUAUGGACUUGGUUAUCUUCAUUGGGGUCCGACCAAUGCGAGGAGAAUAAGAAGCUUUUUGGUCGCUCCUUGGUGGUAGAAGCGGGGCUCAAAGGGUUUGAAAAAUGGCUUAUUGUUACUGAAGAACUAAUUCCCCCAAAGGAAUAUUAUCAAAAGUUCAAAUCCUUGGACUUGCCUCCACCAGCAAAUAGGAGAUCUUCCGAGUCUCUGAAGAGUGCGUCUCCUCGUAUACCGUCGAAUGAGUAUAAGAACUUACCAUUGCCACCGAUUCCUGGCUCGGAGAAGCAAUCUCAUGACCACGAAGACCUGACACUGGACUUCCGUCCUAUUCUGGGAAUUGAUUUGGGAAUUUUACCUAUUAUAGACUUUGAUUCAACCAGAGAGACUGAGGGUACUCCAGUAAGACACCACCAUGAACCUCACCACCACCACCAACACCACCCUCAGCAGCAGCAGCAGCAUCAUCAUCAUCAUCAACAUCAGCAACAGCGAUCGACCCAGCCUCCACAGCUGACAAAUUACAAGACAUUUGAUCCUGGUGCCGGAAUAUCCAAGUUGAAUGAAGGGUUUGCAAAACAUUCUUUGAAUGCGAAGUCGUCGGCCCCGCACUCUAAUAAUCCAGUUCCUCCUCCAGAUAUUCAAAUUUCUGCCUCGACCCCCAAACCUACACCUGUGGCAGACCCAGCAUCAUAUUUCACGCCAAAGCUCGAACCUAAUGUCCCUACCAAGGAGCCAACUUCCCCAAUUCAUCUCAGGGCAGAGCCUGUAGCGGCCAACAAACAUAAUACAUAUUCGGAUGAACUGGACUUUGAGCCUGACAACAGAUAUACCCAAUAUUUUUCACCAGAUAAGAUCCCACUUGUGUUUGACUCACCAGAUAAAUCUCCUUUACAUGCCAAGGAACGUAGUAAUUCGCCCCAUAAGUCACCUACUCGGAGACUGCAAACCCCAGAAAAAUUACUGUACUCGCCCAAUAAGCCACCUCCAGAGAAUCACAACCAUUCGCCUGGAAAUCGUACUCUGCAUCCAGGCAGACCGCUGUACACAGAACCUUUUGAUAACUACCCAACAGACACGGAUACAACAUUAGUUGUAGACAAUAGUAUGUCCCAUCUUCAACGACGCGAACAGCCACAGCAAGACCCUUUUAAUAACUAUUAUAUUCCUUCUACUCAGUUUCAAAAGGACCUUGAAGGCAGAGAACCAAUCGGAGUAACUGAGAGAGAGGAAUAUGUUGCCCCAACUUCUGAAGAGUAUCAACCAAGAGAGCAAGCGGAAGAACAAGUUAGUCCUCGGUUACUUCAGGAGCAUCAUGAGCCUAAUGAUGUUAUUCGUCAACAUGCUCGGUCUCUCUCACCCGAGAAGUCUAACAAUGCAAGUCAUUCUGAUAGAGCUUACUCUUCUUCCCCAACGCGUACAAGUCCGGAAGAGUUGGAAGCCAAGCGAUUGGCAAAAGAAGAGAGAAGAAGAAAACGUAAGGAGAGAAAACGCAGAGAACUAGAAGCUCAGGAAGAUGAAGCUCGACUUCAACGGGAAUUACAAGCGGAAAAGGACAGACAGCAAACACAAGCUCACUCCCAUUCACAACACCCAGUUGAAUCCGAGAAUCAUAUUCAUUCUCAACCACAAUCACAAGCUCACGAGUAUCCACGUCAAACUGAAGCUGAAUAUGGUCCUGUCGAACAUAGACAAUCACAAGAUAUUCAUCCGGUAGAUCACCAAUAUCAGUCACAUAACCCACCGUACGACUCACACCCUGUUUCCAACUCUCGUGUACGUCAAUCAACUGAAACCCCAUCUGAAGAACGACCAACGACUACUUCUCCAAGUAGAUCACCACGAUCGAAAGACCGUGAACUACGUCGCAGAGAAAGAGAAGAAAGAAAAUUGAGAGAGUCUAUGGAAGGAAGAUAUCAGCGCGAGUCGAUACCCCCAUCUCUUCCACCUAAGGAUGGUGGUGCGGCUGUAUCCGAGAUUCCAUCUACUACUCCACGACUGCCUGUAGCUCAAACGGGAAGAUUACCCCAAUCCCCAGAGAGACUCCCACCGGCGCCAGAAGUUCCACCUCCUACCACCGCACCACGAGUCACUUCACCGGCACACACGCAUCCUUCGCCGUACCCACCUGGUGCUCCAGGAUUUCCACCUACGGGCUACGCGGGGUAUCCUGGGUACGGAUAUCCUCCUGCAGGGUAUCCCCCUGCUGGAUAUCCCCCUGCUGGAUAUCCACCUACUGGAUACCCACCACCACAUGGCUAUCCACCUGCGUCUGGAAACGGACACCCACCUCCACCUGGUCCAUAUCAAACUAAUGGAGCUCCUCCCCAACCAAAGGCAUCAUCUUCGCAUUCGUUACCUUCUUCCCAUUCUGGAAGUGCCUCACCUACCCAGCCAUCUUCCAGAAGAAGUCCACAAGCCCCCGCCACUGCUUCUAUGCCGCCACAAACCCAUUCAGCUCCACAUUCAGCGGGUGCACCCAGACCAGGUGGAACACCCACAAUGCCCCCAGGUGCACCAAUGCAACCACAUGGUUCUGCACACUCCAGUCCAAACCCAAAUGGUCACCACCCACCUCAGCAUUAUCCACCUUAUCCACCCGUUCCUGGUCAACCACCUAUGCCUGGCCAACAGCCUGGCUAUCCACCACAACCUUACGGAUAUAUGCCGCAACCAUAUUAUCCAUACUAUCCUUACCAACCUCCACCAAUGGGAUACCCUAUGCCAAUGCCAUACAUGGGUCCAGGUGGACCCCGUCCUAAGAGUUCUGAGAAGAAGAAACCGACUCAAACUACUAGCGAUCGUACGGUCAUGGGGAUGCCAGCUGCUAACAGGUAUGAUAAGAAUAAGCAACCCAGUAAAGCGAAUAUGCGUGCUGCGCUUAACCAAGGGUUUGGACUUUAG